Aspergillus ruber CBS 135680 is the source of this 363-nucleotide messenger RNA. RefSeq names its product LSM domain-containing protein. Gene Ontology annotation, cellular component: NatC complex. The record is from RefSeq and is a predicted model, not a curated record. NCBI's taxonomy places the organism in Eukaryota, Fungi, Ascomycota, Eurotiomycetes, Eurotiales, Aspergillaceae. The transcript has 2 exons. Bases 1 to 363 code for a protein of 120 amino acids.
AUGGAUACACAGCAAGCCGUUCAAUAUUUGGACUCGCUAAUCGGUCAGACGUUGCGAGUACAUACAACGGAUACGCGCCUAUUCGUGGGCACGUUCAAGUGCACGGAUGCGGCCCGCAAUGUCAUCCUCGCGACUACCUACGAGUACCGCUACCCCUCUCCCUCCAUCGUCAAAGAGGUCGCUUCCGGUGCGAAUGAUCCAGAAAACCGAAGCAAUGGGACAGGCGAUUCGCAGAACGUUAAAGCAAAUAUGACCAGUCGACUGAUCGGACUGGUGGUGAUACCCGGGCAACAUAUCACGCGGAUCGAACUGGAAGAGACACCCGAGCAGGUCAAAGUACGAGAUGUGCUACAGAAGUCAUAG